ACCUUGUCUUUUUUGAAAACCAUUGAAUUAAAUAACGGUUUCUGACAAAAUUUUCCGGAACAAACCUACGUGAAAAAAUGAAAGCAAAGAAACUGUAGCCGAUAUUCAAUUUUACUGGUUGCAUUUCCGGUCUAUGCUUACCGGUUGCCCAAAUACCGAAGACCAAGCUGAAAAAAUCGUGUCAAUUUAAUGGCCAGUUGAUUCAAUGGCAUCUUUUUCACUAUACAUUAAAGUUUCAUCCAAGGAAAAUGCCAAUUAUUCAGUUUAAACACACCGAUCAGCAACGUAGAACAAUGUAAUAUGAAGCAAAGUCCAAGAAGAGAAUGUAACAACCGUCUUCUUAAACAAAGUGUUUCUUCGCUCGUACUCCUACAAAUUUGAAUUCAUACUGUAUUGACUGGACUACCACGAGAAUGACUCAUUCGAAAUUUUUAUGCAAAAACUGUGUGUGUGUAUGCGGCUGAAUAGCUGAAUAAACGAAACGUCAUCGUAACACUACGGCGCAAAGACGACAAAGAAACCGAGCUAAUGUCAAAAUUCUGUGUUUUAUUAUUCGGUCUUGUGAAAUCGUUCAAAUAAAAUUAUUUUUUGUAAUUUUCUGCGUUUUCCAUCGAUAUUUUGGAAUAUUUGAACUUUAAGUGAGUGGUUAUCGAAGUGAUUGAUAUACAAAAUAAUCGGACACAUUGAUUUUGUCGGGCGUGGUUGAAUUAUUAGCAUUCGGUCAUUUGUGCAUCCGUAAACGCACCACAAAAAGUAAUCGCAAAAAAGUGUUAAGCCGAGGAACAUUUGCAACCCAAUAGACAAUUCCGUAAACAUGAAGCUCGAAUUGAAAGUGGAACAGACCAAUUCAUCUAGCGAUGAAGAGGAUUUGGAUGUUAGUCAAAGUUCUUCCGAAAAUGCACUGAAUCGAAAGCUCGUUUCCUUGGAUGGCAUACACAGUGGUGUACCUACUCGAACAACUGCAACCUUAACACCUACAACUCUAAGAAAUAUUGAACAGACAUUUUUCGAAUUAACAAACGAUCCACCAACUUCGGUACCCUGUCAGGCGGGAUUCGUUGCGCCAUUACCAACAUUUUCAUUUGAACAAGAUCAUCAAGAUCACAGUCUCGGAUCAACUGGAUCCAGCUCAGAUAGUUCAUCGUGGCAAACAUCGCCACCAGCUGUAACCGAAGAAGUAACUACAGCAGGACAAAAAGCAACAAGACGAAAUAUGGGAGGUCGUCGACCGAAACAUCCUUCAAAUUUAACUCCGGAGGAAGAAGCUAAGCGAAAAGUACGCAGAGAGCGCAACAAAUUAGCUGCUGCAAGAUGUCGAAAACGACGCGUUGACCAGACAAACGACCUCGUCGACAAAGUCAACCAAUUGGAAAAGGAGAAACAGAAACUUCAGUCCGACAUCCAGGAAUUACAGCUGGUGAAGGAAGACCUAGAAUACUGUCUGGACAAUCAUCGUGCCCAAUGUCGUCUGAUUCUCGACAAAAUCAAAGCGGAACCAAUCGAUCCAGCCUACAAAGAUGACGAACCGCCACCACCCAAACGAAUGCUAAUGUCCAAUUCCAAUCCAGUCAUUGCCGCACCGCCAUCCGCAUCGCCAUUCUGUCCUCCCACUCAAACCAAACCGAAUCGGCCCAGCUCAUUGAACGUGUUCACCCACAUAACGCCAUCGCAAGCGUUGAGCAUGAACAAAAAUAUAAUGGACAUUGCUGGUGUGCCCAUCACCACACCGUCAACCGGUGUAUUCAAUUAUGACAGUUUGAUGGAUGGUGGCACCGGUCUGACGCCGGUUUCACAGCCGCUGAUGCCUUCAUUGAAUCGAAAUCCAUUAGAAUUGGUCACACCGACAUCAGAGCCAUCCAAGUUAGUCAGUUUAUAAUGUUUAAUGUUGAAAGGAUGAAAGACGAGAUGUAUGGACGAAGGUAAAGUUUAAAUUGUGUCCAUUAAAUUCUAAUAAAAAAAGAGAGAAAUAGAUGGCGUUGUGAUAUUGUGUAUUACUUUUUUUUUGUUUAUUAGUUUCUAAUUCAAAAUGAGAGGAGAAAUUCCGUUUCUUCCCUUCUUUUAAAAGAGAAAAGAAAAGAAAAAUUAAUUUUUUGUCGCCGUUUAUCCCCCAAUCUAAAAACAUUAAAUUAAUCAACGAAAAGCAAAAUAUUUUUGGUUUUGUUUUUGUAUGAAUUUCGUUUUCUUAUAAUUAUUUUAUAUUUUCUGUUUUUUUUUUUAUUUCUGUUAUUUAUUAUUGUUUGACUUGCGACUGGCCGGAGAGAUCGGACAAAGACACGAAAAUUAAACUAAAAACGAAAGAAAACAAGAGAAAAAAAAACUACGAAAAUCUCCAUCUCUCUCCGGUCGCUUGGCAUCAAUUUUAAUUUAUAUUUAAUAUUUAAGCAAAUUAUUUUUUACAUUUUAUAGCCGAAACUAAAGAUUUUAUGACAUUAACAAAAUAUUUUUAAUUUUUUUUUGCGUUAAAAAACAGAACUCAUUGUUUGUAAUUCAUAUUCUUUUCAUACUUGAAGGAUCGCAUCAAUUUGAAAUGGAAUCAAUUUUGCAGAUUUUUUGUUAAACGAUUCGUGUUUGAUAUCAUGUGUCUGUUUGCAUUUUGAUUAAGAAAAUCUACCUAAAAUUAGCAAAUGGAAGACUGGCAUCUUAAGACGAAAUAGAGUAAUUCAAUUUGUUAUGAGCUUGAACGAGCUGUUGAACGUUUGUCUUGGAUUAACAAUCUGAGUCUAUUUUCACGAAUUGAAAUUCUUAAAAAUUCUUGAACCUUCUUCAAAAUUAUCGAAAAUUUAUAAAAUUCUCAAGAUUUUUCCCGAAUUUUCGAGAAACUUAAAGAAUUCCAAGGAAAUCCACACGGAAAUUCGAAAAAAAAAUCAAAAGAAACUCAAAGGCUCCGCAAAGCUCUAACAAAUUGAUUUAUGUUGUUUCCAGUUAAAAGCGAAUCGGAAUUAGUGAAAGUAUCAUGCAAAACUGAUUCUACAUUUCAAAUGAACUUUAUGGUCAAUUUUAAGAAUUUGAAUUACAAAUUGAUAAUGCUUUAGAAAUGGCGGAAUUGG
Molecule: messenger RNA, 3047 nt
Organism: Bradysia coprophila
Lineage: Eukaryota; Metazoa; Arthropoda; Insecta; Diptera; Sciaridae
Gene: kay
Product: transcription factor kayak
Biological process (GO): regulation of transcription by RNA polymerase II
Cellular component (GO): nucleus
Molecular function (GO): RNA polymerase II cis-regulatory region sequence-specific DNA binding; DNA-binding transcription factor activity, RNA polymerase II-specific
Source: RefSeq, a predicted model, not a curated record